UCGCUCGAUUUCGGGGGUCGCGGAUCAGACGGCGGGGAGCGAAUCCGGGGCCCCGUCCGGCACCUGCCUGGCGCCCUGGCUGCCUUGCCUGCCUUCCCCUCUUCCUCACUCGCCUCCUCUCCUCUGCUCCGCUGCUGAGUUCGGCCUCGGAGGAAAAAAACAAGGGGAAGAACUCUUCCUCGUGUUCUUCCCGUUUGGCGUCGCCCGCGGCCCGCCGCAACCAUCCAAAAGGCGGCAGCGCGUUUUCUCUGCAUCUCCGGCUCUCCGUGUCGUCGCCCCCGGGGGGAUCUUGCUGCUCCGCCGCCGCCCACAGGGGUCCGUCUUUCCAACACCGCCACCUGCUCCAGACACUUCACCCGUGGGGAGACGGCGGAAGCCAGGGAGGGAGACGACUCAUCAGAGAAGCAACAAGGUGUUCUUCAGCUCGUCUCGGAGUCAGAGGCUGCGGUGAGCAGGUGGCACUGUUGCUGCGGCGCAAGGAGCAUUUCCGUGGCUGCCAAAUUCGAGCCGAUGGUCGCUCGCUGACCACAGCAGCAGCACUGUUCCAUUCCAUCGGCAGGUGAGCCCCGAGCCCGAGGAUAUCCAUCGGGUGCGGGCGGCAAAAGGUUUGAAAAUGCUGGCGUGCAUCGCGUGCUCGGCCAAGGACGGCGGCGAUCAGGACGGCCCCCGCGCCGCCACGCCCCACGGCAGGGACGCCGGCAAGUCCCUCACCUCCCAGCUCAAGGACAUGGUGCUCAAGUUCUCCGGCUCCGGCAGCAGGCAGUACAAGGCCGCGGGGAGCCCCUCGUUCAGGGGCAACCGCUUCCACCGCAACAGCCGCCUCGCCGCGUACCCGGGCGUCAUCGACGACUCGGGCUUCGCGUCGGACGGUGCCGCCGAGGGCUACGGUUACAUGAGGACGGCGGCGGCCGCGAGAUCCGUGCCGCCGCCGCCGCCUUGGGAGGCGGCCAAGGUCGUGCGUGGCUUCCCGCAGCACACCAGGAGCCCGAGCGCGAGCUGGAUACCGAGCAUCGGGGAGGAGGACGAGGAGGAGGAGGAUGACGACGAGGGGGUUGUUGUGCUGGAGGAGGACCGCGUGCCGCGGGAGUGGACGGCGCAGGUGGAGCCCGGCGUGCAGAUCACCUUCGUCUCCAUCCCCGGCGGCGCCGGCAACGACCUCAAGCGCAUCCGCUUCAGCCGCGAGAUGUUCAACAAGUGGGAGGCGCAGCGGUGGUGGGGGGAGAACUACGACCGCGUGGUGGAGCUCUACAACGUGCAGACGUUCAGCCGGCAGCAGGGCGUCUCCACGCCGACGUCCUCCGUCGACGACGCCACGCAGAGAGAUUCUUCGUUCUACUCCCGCGCCGGGUCGACGAGGGAGAGCCCGGUGAUCCUUCCGCCGACGGCGGCCGGCCGGCAGCAGCCGAUCGCCCGCGCCGCGUCGUGCAGGGCGAUGGCCGCGGCGUCCUCCACGGCGCGAGCCGCGUGCAACCCGUCGUCCACGGCCGUGCCGGACCCUUCGGACCACGUGUGGGCGCACCACUUCAACCUGCUCAACUCCGCGCCGGCUCCACCGCACUUCGACCCGUCGCGCGCGACGACGUCGUCCCUGGACGAGGCGUCCGUGUCCGUGAGCAACGCGAGCGACCUGGAGGCCACGGAGUGGGUGGAGCAGGACGAGCCCGGCGUGUGCAUCACCAUCCGCGAGUUCGGCGACGGCACCCGCGAGCUCCGCCGCGUCCGCUUCAGCCGAGAGAGGUUCGGCGAGGAGAGGGCCAAGGUGUGGUGGGAGCAGAACAGGGACAGAAUACACGCGCAGUACCUGUGACGCCGGAGUGAGCUCUAGCGGAGCUGAUGGAAGCUGGAAGCCGAGCCAUCAUGCCACGGUCAACGUUUAGAGUAGGGUUCUGUGAUACUAGUGCGGCUACUAUCUGUUAGCGUUAGUUUUUACUGGGUGAACAGAGAGAGGUGAAAGAGGUUGUGGGGGAUGGAGCUUGUGUAAAACAUGUUUACUGCUGCUGAUCAGGGUUUGUGUGCUGAUGACCAAUGUAUUUGUUUCGUUUGAUGUGCUGA
Messenger RNA from Setaria italica (foxtail millet), 2052 nucleotides. RefSeq names its product protein Brevis radix-like 2. Bases 614 to 1807 code for a protein of 397 amino acids. NCBI's taxonomy places the organism in Eukaryota, Viridiplantae, Streptophyta, Magnoliopsida, Poales, Poaceae. The record is from RefSeq and is a predicted model, not a curated record. The transcript is spliced from 7 exons.